AUGACGUGUCUUAAUAACCUCCGUGACUGUAGUAAUAGCAGGACUAGUGGCCAACCGUUGAAGUUCUAUCGGUUUCCAGGAAAGCCAUACGAGUGUGCUCGACGCCAAGCCUGGAUCGUGGCAGUGCGCCGGCAAAAUGUGGGGACGACAAACUCCUCCCUGUCGUUCUCAUUUUAUUUCGUCUCAGUUUUUCGUAUAUUGCAACAAAAGUCUUGCAUUAUUCCUUUUUUCAGCGAGGACAGUACGAACUGGAUGCCCUCAGCGCCGACCAGGAUAUGCAGCGCCCAUUUCGUCGGCAAUCGCCGGAACGACGCGGAAGCCCACCCAUCUUACAUCCCGACAAUCUUUCCUCCAGUGUACAAAAAAAGGCACCCAACGUGGAGAGGGCGAAGAGGUACUAGUAACCUGAUUUCUGUCUAGAGCUCUGCAU
Ixodes scapularis (black-legged tick) is the source of this 430-nucleotide messenger RNA. RefSeq lists its product as uncharacterized. The record is from RefSeq and is a predicted model, not a curated record. Bases 1 to 420 code for a protein of 139 amino acids. The transcript is spliced from 4 exons. Lineage: Eukaryota; Metazoa; Arthropoda; Arachnida; Ixodida; Ixodidae.